UUAUUCAGUGCCGCGCAGGACAUAUGCUUCUGUUAGUGAUCGUCUUGAGGUGUUAGCCAGGAUAAAAUCCUGCUCUGUUUCCCAUGCUAGCCCUAAUUCCACAGUGGAAGCAGGUGCUCAUACUAUUACAAACAAACAAAGCUGAAAAACCUAACAGUGUGAAACUUUGAUUUUCGGGGGGGCAUACGGAUCUCUGAACAGCUCAGAGACUAAGGAGAUAUACUUCCUCCAGGGUUCUUUUAUCAUAAAAGCAGCUUAAAUGACUCACUCUUUCCCGGGGAUAUUCUUAAAACAACCCCACUCAGUUCAUCUUUUAGUGGUCAGAAAGAAGAUUUAUUUUGUGCUGUCUUUCAAAAAAAAAAAAAAAAAGAAAAAAAAAAAGAAAAAAAAAGAAAAAAAAAAAGAAAAUAAAGAGAAAAACAUAUUUUGAGAAAGGUCAAUGGCCGUAUUUCCAAGAGGAUCUGGGCUGUAUUAGAGGUCUGUACGGCUCACUAAUGCACGGGCUGACUGGCACUAUCUUCACUCAAGCAAGUGCUCCAGUGAAAAAUUCAGUGCUAUUUUUAGUUCCCUUACAACAAACUGCUUGAUUGUAAGGCCUGGGGAGCCGUGACACUGGGAUCGUGAGGGGUCUGCUGGAAAAGGAGAAGGACGAGGCACGGCAGCGUGCUGGGGACUCCGGCUAAUGCGCAGAGGAACACGCCAGCAGCAGGUAUUUUAAAUCAUCUCCUAAGCCUGGCUCUGCCCACGAAAUGAAGCUGCUGGUCAGAGUCAGGGCAUGAAAGCGUUAGCUGGCUGGCUCUAUCUGCUCCUGCCCUUAAAGAUUUCAUUCCAUAAAUUCCUGUCCUGACCGUCAUCUUUUAAGUCGUCUCCUCUCGUUUCCUAGCCUUUUCUGGGAUUUUGUAGGAUCUUUAGGCAAGUUAGCAAAUGGCAGUAGCGGGAGAGAGAUAAGUUUCCGAGCGGAAGGCGUCGUCCUCUGGUGAAGCCCCGCCGUGGCAGUGCCUGGAGCAGACCGGGAGCGGAUGACGGCCAACCAUGAGACCUACCUGCUCAUGGCCAGCACGCAGAGCGACAUGGAGGACUGGGUGAGGUCCAUCCGCAGGGUCAUCUGGGCGCCCUUCGGAGGAGGUAUCUUCGGGCAGAGGCUGGAGGACACCGUGCGCUACGAGAAGCGCUAUGGGAGCCGCCUGGCGCCCAUGCUGGUGGAGCAGUGCGUGGACUUCAUCCGGCAGCGCGGGCUGCGGGAGGAGGGCCUCUUCCGACUGCCCGGGCAGGCGAACCUCGUCAAGGAGCUGCAGGACGCCUUCGACUGUGGAGAAAAGCCCUCCUUUGACAGCAGCACAGAUGUGCACACCGUGGCGUCCCUGCUCAAGCUGUACCUGAGGGAGCUCCCAGAACCAGUCGUACCGUAUGCAAAAUACGAAGAUUUUCUCUCCUGUGCCAAAAUGCUCAGCAAGGAGGAGGCGACGGGCCUGAAAGAACUGGUGAAGCAAGUGAAGAGCCUGCCAGCUGUCAAUUACAAUCUGCUGAAAUACAUCUGUAGAUUCCUUGAUGAAGUCCAGUCGUAUUCAGGUGUAAACAAAAUGAGUGUACAAAACCUGGCUACAGUUUUUGGCCCCAACAUCCUGCGCCCCAAAGUGGAGGAUCCUCUGACUAUCAUGGAGGGUACAGUAGUAGUCCAGCAGCUCAUGUCAGUGAUGAUUAGCAAACACGAAGAGCUGUUUCCCAAGGAUAUAGACCCUCAGAUGGGACCUGAGGUGUGCAACAACAACAACGAAAUUCCAAAGAAAACCCCCGCAGGGCAGCUACAGAACCAAGAGAACAACAAUACCAAGGAGACGGCAGUGCGGCGCUGCUCCUGGGACACUCCCGAGUCUCCCCAGAGGGGGAACGUGGACUGUGAGUCUCCCACAGCCCUGCCAGGCAGCAAGACAAGCAGCCCCAGGAACAGCAUGCAGAGAGCGGACGUCACCAGGAGCCCGCCCCUGACGGUGAAAAAGAACCCCGCUUUUAAUAAGGGCAGCGGCAUCGUCACCAACGGCUCCUUCAGCAGCUCGGUGGAGGGCCCCGAGAGGGGCCAGCCCGUGCCCGGCUGCUCCCUGCAGAGCAGGAGGGCGUCGUCGCUGAAGGCACCCGUGACCAGGAUGGGCACGCAGAGCGUGCCGGGCGGGGCGGCGCGCGCCGGCGGCACCGACGGGCACAGCGGCGCCGGCACCCGCAGCCCGGGCUGGGCGCCCAACGGGGCCGUCACCCUGAGGGACAGCAGGCACAGGGAGCCCUCGCUGGGCGAGCCGGGCCAGCACAACAGGCUCUCCACCUACGACAACGUCCACCAGCAGUUCUGCGCGCUGAACUCCGAUGACAAGCAGAGUGUGGACAGUGCCACCUGGUCCACGUCCUCGUGUGAAAUAUCCCUCCCCGAGCACUCCAACUCCUGUCGCUCAUCCACCACCACCUGCCCCGAGCAGGACUUUUAUGUGGGUAACUUCGAAGACUCUGUGCUGGAUGGGCCACCGCAUGAAGACCUCUCUAACCCAGGUGACUAUGAGAACAAAAGUGACAGGAGGAGUGUGGGGGGCCACAGCAGCCGAGCCACCAGCAGCAGCGAUAACAGCGAAACCUUUGUGCCCAACAGUACCAACAACCACAGUGCUUUGCACAGCCUGGUCUCCAGCUUGAAGCAGGAAAUGGCCAAGCAAAAACUAGAAUAUGAGACAAGGAUAAAAAGCCUGGAGCAGAGGAAUCUCACCCUGGAGACUGAAAUGAUGGCCCUGCACGAAGAGCUGGAUCAGGAGCGGAAGAAGUUCACAAUGGUGGAAAUCAAAAUGCGUAACGCAGAGCGGGCCAAGGAGGAUGCAGAGAAGAGGAAUGAUAUGCUGCAGAAGGAAAUGGAGCAGUUUUUCUCCACUUUUGGAGAAUUGACAGUGGAGUCUCGCAGACCAGAAAGAGGCAACACCAUCUGGAUCCAGUGAACUGUGGAAGCACAGACUGUGGGACGUGGGGAAGGGCUUGGGGUAUUAUACUGUAUCAGGUGGCUGGUCACCUGUCUGAGGCUAGUACUCAACAAAUGUUACAAACCCGUGAAGGAAGAAAUCAUACAUACAUUAGCACUCAUAUCUCCAGUGUGUACUUACCAAGUUAUACUCUUUGAAUGCUUCAUGAGACUACUGUCAAGUGUUACAACUGGAUAUGUGUAUAUAAAUUUAAAAACCACCUUAGAGCAAGAGAUGUAUCUGAAGAAAUAUUUUAAUGCAAGUCUUGUAUUUAAACUGGUAAAUUGAGAUGUUGUUGCAAUCAAGCUUUAUAUAAAGGCUUUUCUCCCUUGCACUUAACAUAAUAAGCUAUUUUUGGCAUCGUGUUACCAUCAGCUUAUUUUGUAUAUCAAAUGUUUCUUUGUUUUGUUACCCCUUUUGCUGGGGAGUGAAGAUAAACAGAUCUGUUAAGGUAAA
This is a messenger RNA of Prinia subflava (tawny-flanked prinia), 3446 nucleotides long. RefSeq names its product Rho GTPase activating protein 24 (gene ARHGAP24). The transcript has 8 exons. Gene Ontology annotation, molecular function: GTPase activator activity. Gene Ontology annotation, cellular component: focal adhesion. Lineage: Eukaryota; Metazoa; Chordata; Aves; Passeriformes; Cisticolidae. Bases 1020 to 2969 code for a protein of 649 amino acids. The record is from RefSeq and is a predicted model, not a curated record. Gene Ontology annotation, biological process: wound healing, spreading of epidermal cells; signal transduction; negative regulation of Rac protein signal transduction.